This is a messenger RNA of Hordeum vulgare subsp. vulgare (domesticated barley), 1634 nucleotides long. RefSeq lists its product as uncharacterized. The coding region runs from base 38 to 1288 and encodes 416 amino acids. NCBI's taxonomy places the organism in Eukaryota, Viridiplantae, Streptophyta, Magnoliopsida, Poales, Poaceae. Gene Ontology annotation, molecular function: protein binding. The transcript has 3 exons. The record is from RefSeq and is a predicted model, not a curated record.
AUUACUCAGCUCAAAGAAAAGGAAAAACAGAGCCAACAUGGGCGAGUUGACCCGCCUCCGUCUCUCGAGCUCGCGGCCUCCGGCGCCGGCACCGGCGCCACCGGAGGAGGACGACGACCUCCUCUCCGAGAUCCUCCUCCGCCUCCCCCCACUCCCGUCCUCCCUCCCGCGCGCCUCCCUCGUCUGCAACCGCUGGCGCGGCCUCGUCUCCGCGCCCGCCUUCCUCCGCCGUUUCCGCGCCCACCACCGUCGCCGCGUCGGCGGCCCUCCGCCUCCCCUGCUCGGAUUCUUCGAGGACGCCCUCUACGGCGUCUCCUUCACCGCCACCCUCGACGCACCCGACCGCAUCCCGGACGGGCGCUUCUCCCGGCGGUUCGACGACGGCGGCAGCGCGCCCAUAGUCCUCGGCUGCCGCGACGGCCUCGUGCUCAUCCUCGACCCGACGUACCCCCUCGGCCAGAUCGGGGUCCUCAUCUGGGACCCCGUCACGGGCGACCAGCGCCGCCUCACCGUGCCUCCGGCGCUCGACGACGGCUACACGGAGAUCUACAACGGGGCGUUGCUCCGCGCGGCCGCCGGAGCGCGCGGCGGCGACCACCGUUUCCAGUUUCAGCUGGUCAUGGUGGGUGUCGAUAGGAAACACACCCGGGCGUUCGCCUGCGUCUACUCGUCCGAGGCCGGCGUGUGGGGCGACCUCAUCUCAGCCCCCCUGGUUUCCAUGAGCUACCACACCGUGGUCUCCAUGAGUAUUUCCAGCACCUUGGUUGGGAAUUCCCUUUACUGGUCGGUUUUCGGAAACUCUGCAUACGGCAUCCUGGAGUUUGAUCUGGAUACGCAGCGAUUAGCCGUGAUUCCGGUGCCGGUGAGCUCGUCUAGCAGUGUCAAUUGGUCCUUCUGGGCUAUGCCCAUGGAGGAUGGUGGCCUUGGCUUCCUCUAUCUAUUAGACUUCAGCACCCAGUUAUGGAAGAGAACGACCGAUCGUGACGGCGAUGUUUCAUGGGUGCUGGCAAAGACUAUUGAAUUGGACAAGCUUCUUUCCCUUGAUAAGAAGAAAUCGUGUCCAAUGAUGCUGGGGUUUUCUGAUUGCAAUAACGUGGUGUUCUUCUUGACGGUUACCGGUUUAGUCAUGGUCCAGUUUGAGUCAAUGCAGUUCAAGAAACUAGCUCAUACACGACUGGAUUUGUCUCUGGUUCAUCCACACGUGGUUCAUCCAUUCUCAACUGUCUAUACUGCAGACAUGGGCACUGGCGUUGGGGAUGACAGAGCUGAACUAUUGGACAGUACAUAAGACGAUUGUCUGAUUAGAUAAACUAUUGUGAUGCAUUGGUUGAGCAGGUAAAUAGAGUUUUAUCAUGGUUGCUGACGGAAUGGCUUCCGAGCAAAGGUUCUGUUCAUGAAGUUGACCUUGUAGGGUUUUUUAUUCUUCAGACUACCAAUAAUGUAAACAGUUAUGCAACACAGCAGCUUGCUUGGACCGCGGUAUCAUCAGCUCCCUCUGGCUGAUCUCGCUCAUCUAUAUAUAUCUGGUGCCCUUUUGCUCAUGUGCCAUGUUGUAUCUGGUGUGGGGAGACCUGGAUCUCGAAUCGCGGCUACAUUGAAUACUGAAUAUGAAGGGUUUGCGAGUCUUUGGGCCA